Lasiodiplodia theobromae is the source of this 597-nucleotide messenger RNA. Its product is annotated as RNA exonuclease. NCBI's taxonomy places the organism in Eukaryota, Fungi, Ascomycota, Dothideomycetes, Botryosphaeriales, Botryosphaeriaceae. Gene Ontology annotation, cellular component: nucleus. Gene Ontology annotation, biological process: ribosomal large subunit assembly; rRNA processing. The record is from RefSeq and is a predicted model, not a curated record. Bases 1 to 597 code for a protein of 198 amino acids. Gene Ontology annotation, molecular function: nucleic acid binding; exonuclease activity. The transcript has a single exon.
AUGGGCACCGCUGCAUCCGGAGAUUCAGAGCUGAUCCGCGUCACGCUGGUGGACUAUUUCACUUCCGACGUCCUCCUUGACAGUCUCGUAUUCCCUAGUGUUCCCAUGCGAGAUUUGAGAAGCCGUUUCUCAGGCGUGACAUGGUCCGAAUUGUACAAGGCGCGCAAGGCACGCACGUGCAUUUUUGGCCGCGAGAAUGCCAGGAAAGCGGUGUGGAAGUUCGUCGGUCCCAACACCAUCGUCGUUGGGCAUUCGGCAUAUAACGAUCUCCUUGCUCUGCGCUGGGCACAUACGACGGUCGUUGACACGUACUACCUCGACGCGCUACAGCCUCCGAAGCUUGACAUCAAAGAUGCAGAAGAUGUUAAGCAAGCAUCCAGCGACUCAAAUGAAAACGAACCAACCACCACCUCCGCCUGUGCUUCAGAUCCAAAACGGGUGCCAAAACGCCCUUCGCCAAAGUCUCUGAAGGGUAUGGCAUUGGAUAAACUCGGGCGUGAGAUUCAGACGGCGGGGAAACAAGGACACGAUAGCCUUGAAGAUGCUAUUGCAACGAGAGAUUUGGCACGGUGGGUUGUCUACAACGCUCAAGUUUGA